AUGCGGAGCGUGGGCACCCGCACCACCCAGCAGAACAGCCUGCCUCGCGCCCCCCCACCACCCCCCUCUUCUUCCUCCACCUCCAACUCCACCCACAGGGGCAGGAGCUUGGAAGAUAGGAGUUACAGUAUCGAGAGGUCCUCUCAGCAACCUCCUCCCCUGACCCAUGCUAAGGGGACUACGGCGGACGAACGCAGCUUUGCCACCGUCGAGAACUCUUCUACUUACUACGGCAGUGAGCGUCCUCUGCCGCUCUGCGAGGGGACAGAGAGAGAGAGGGCCCCCGUCCAUAACAACGGCAACAGACAUGUCUCCAAUGGCAAUAGGGGCAUUCCCAAUGGGAGCCGAGCGGCAGCGGCGGGUAACAGUGAGAGGCAGGUGGCCAAUGCAGUGUUUCUGAAUGGAGGCGGGCGGCGUGAUGGGCGGGACCAGAGGGAUGGGCGUGAUGGGGGUAGAGAGGUACCAAGAGGGGCGGUGAGUUUGGAUAUUUGUGGGAACAACGUGCUGAACAAUGAUAAGAACAGUAGCCAACAGCUGGCUCAGUACAAGGAGGCGGCCAGCGCAGCCAAGCUGGAUAACCAUAACAACCCCCCCAACAUCCUCCCCAUCUCUGGGAAGAUGGAACAGAGCAACGAAGGAUUGGUCCGCCCGUCGGCCUUUAAGCCUGUGGUACCCAAGAGCUUCCACUCCAUGCAGAAUCUGAUGUGCCCCCCCCAAACCGGAGGAGUGGGCCGCAGCGCCGGAGGAGGGUCUGGAGGUGGUGGGGGUCCCAGUGUAACAGGACCCCUCAGAGACACAGACAGCCCUGGCAGCCGGGGUGGAGGUACCAGAGGCGGAGGAGGGGGCGGCAGCAGGGGCGGAGGCCAGGGGAGCCUGUCCGACUCAGGGAGGAAUUCUCUGACCAGCCUGCCCACCUAUGCUGGCUCGGGCUACGGGCCUCCGCCUGUCCUGGGGCCCCUGAGUGCCUCUACCAGCCACAUCAACCACCUGGGGGCCACGGGGGCCCCGGAGAAGUUGGACAAGCCUGGUGGCAUUAGCGGUAGCGGCGGUAAUAGUGGAUACCAGAACGGACUGAGCAUCUCGGAUAGUGGUCGCUCUUCCUCCGGGAAGAGCUCCUUGUCCUAUCAGAGGCUCAGCCACCUGAGUGACGCCCCCGCGCCGCUCCGCCCCUCUCCCUCCUCCGAUGACGUCAUCCAGGACCUGGAGGACCGGCUAUGGGAGAGAGAGCAAGAGGUUCUCCACAUGCGCCGUAACCUGGACCAGAGCGAGGCGGCCAUCGUCCAGGUGUUUGAGGAGAAGCAGCGCGUGUGGGAGCGCCAGAUGGACGAGCUGCGACAGAACUAUGCCUCACGCCUGCAGCAGGUGACGCGUCGCGCCCAGCGCUCCCAGAGUGCCUUGCAGGCCCAGAUCAGCCGUCUGUCGCUGGAUAAGCGGCGCCUACAGGAGGAGAUGGCUGCACUGCUGGCCCAGAAGGAGGAGCUGGAGAGGAAGUGCCUGGACUACAGGAAGGAGCAGGCUGACAUUCUGCCCCGCCUGGAGGAGACCAAGUGGGAGGUGUGUCAGAAGGCGGGGGAGAUCUCCCUGCUGAAGCAGCAGCUGAGGGAGAGCCAGGCGGAGGUGACCCAGCGGGCGGGGGAGAUGGUGGCCCUGCGGGGCCAGCUGAAGGAGGUCAAUGCCCAGCUGAGGGACCGGGAGGAGGCCAUGCUGGGCCUCAAGGACUCUUACAGCACCAAGAGCCUGGAGCUGGAGCGCUGCGAAGGGGAGCUGCAGAGGACGCUGACUGAGGUCUCUCUGCUGAGGGACAAGCUGGGCAUGUUUGAGGCUGAGGUGGUGGGGCUGAAGCGGGCUCUAGGUGAGAUCAGUGCGAGGGAUAGGGCUAUCGAGGCUAGGGGUGGCGGAGGAAGCAGGGAAGCAUCCAGGACCAGAGGGGGGCUUUCCUCCCCACACAGCCCACCUGAGGGCUCUGCCUUCUCCUACCCAGCCCUGCCUCCACCCCCUGUACCUCCCCCAGAUGCCAUACUGAGUUUGCAGAGCGAUGAAGCUAAAGUUCAGCGCCAGGAGGCCCACCAGCGCCAGGAGGCCCACCAGCUUCAAGAGGCUCAAUUGCGGCAGGAAAUCCACCAGCAGCGCCAGGAGGCCCACCAGCAGUGGGAGGAAGCGGGGGAUCUGCGUCGGCAGCUGGAGCGCCUCCAAGGCGAGCUGCGUCUCGAGCGGCAGCAGCGCGAGCGGCAGGCCCUCACUUUCAAGAAGGAGCGCCACGUGUGGAUGGACGAGAAGGAGCGUGUGCUCAAGUACCAGGCCCAGCUGCAGCUCAGCUAUGUGGAGACCCUGCAGAAGAACCAGGCCCUGGAGCUCCGCGUGGGCCAGCUGGGCUCCAAGCUCACCUCCACCAACACCACCCCCACGCCCACCUCACCACCCCGACAGUCCCUGGCCCCCAUCCCCCUGCCUGCCCCCGUCACCCCCCUACCCUCCCUCUCUCUCUCCCCACCUCCCCUCGCCGAGGACAAGAAUCCCCCCCCCGCCCUCCACCAGCUGGCCCCCCCCUGGCCGGUGCCCACCCGUCUGGAGAGGAUAGAGUCCACAGAGAUCUAG
Molecule: messenger RNA, 2595 nt
Organism: Salvelinus namaycush (lake trout)
Lineage: Eukaryota; Metazoa; Chordata; Actinopteri; Salmoniformes; Salmonidae
Product: leucine zipper putative tumor suppressor 3-like
Exons: 6
Coding region: 1-2595 (864 amino acids)
Biological process (GO): regulation of dendritic spine morphogenesis
Cellular component (GO): dendritic spine
Source: RefSeq, a predicted model, not a curated record